UAAAUUAACUCGCCUGAGUUAUCUUGCAAUUUAUUCCUUCACUUUGAAAUUAUAAAUCUUGUGGUUAAAUCAGAAUGUGGCUGGAGAUCAUCUGCGGACUGAUCAUUUACCAGUUGUACCGGCUAUUCUUCUAUGGCAGCAACAACGCUUUAGAUGUCGAAACCUCUGAUUUUAAUGCUAUUUUCUCCGUCGCCAACCGACUUGAAAAGCUUUGUGGUGGAAAAGCAUAUGUGGGGCUUAACAUUCCGGAUGCUGAUACUGGUACUCGGAAGAAUAUCGAUAUUGUGCUCGUUUCCAAAGGAGAAGCAGCGGUUAUUUCUGUCAAGAAUGUGUCAGGAUUUGUUACUAUAAGUGAGGAUGGUACUUGGACUUGUGAAGGUGGCCAUAGUCACAGGAAAGAGCGUCUUCCUGAUCCUGUUGUGGAGGUUAAAAAACGAGUUUCAGUCCUUGAGUCAUAUCUUGAACAAAGGGGAGUUGCUUUGCCCGAAGGAUUUUUUUCUUACAAAGUUAUAAUUCCCAAUCCGAACUUUCGUGAGAUUUAUAGAAAUUUUCCACAUGAGGUUAUCACUUAUGAUCAAUGGGUGCAAUUAGAACCUGAACCCAAAAGUAUGAUGUUCGGAUGGGUUAAAGGUGCUUUUCAUGGUGGGAAGAAGGCAAUGCAAGACUCUUUCCAUCAACAACUCAACUUUAUUCUCGGCACAGCACCUAUGUGGGAUAGGCUGGAGCUUAAAGGAAGCAAGUAUAUUCUUGGAGAAUUUCUGGAGUUUAAAGGGAAGGAGGAGGAUACCCAGGCUUUGAGACAUAUCAAGAGAUCGAAAGUUGGCCACAUUGCGAUCCAAAAGACUAGCAUGCUUGGAUUAGCCCAUUCAAAGCUCCAGGUUGUUUACUAUCCUCGAGAUUAUCGAAGUGAAGGAACUUCAACUUCGGAUUGGAGGGAAGUUGAAGUAAGAUCAAGUACUGAGGUCAUAUUCCACCCUUCAAAUUCUAACAAAGUCCGCAAAUACAAGCUUUCUUCAAUCAUAUCUAUGUCACUAAGUGCCUAAGGAUGUCACUAA
Messenger RNA from Hibiscus syriacus, 1055 nucleotides. RefSeq lists its product as uncharacterized. The record is from RefSeq and is a predicted model, not a curated record. The transcript is spliced from 7 exons. Bases 75 to 1043 code for a protein of 322 amino acids. Lineage: Eukaryota; Viridiplantae; Streptophyta; Magnoliopsida; Malvales; Malvaceae.